AUGGCUUAUCGAGAUCGAACAGGACUGUAUAUAACCUUCCGACAAUCGUAUGCACAUCAUGGUCAAAGACUAGAAUUCUCAAAAUGGGAACCAAAGGAAGAACGACAAAACCUUAUUCAUAAGGAUGUGGAUGACAACGUCGUCAUAGAGAUGGACAUGCUAGCUCCUAAAUGGGUUGCUAUCGAACAGGAUAUAGAUUCCUUACUUCAAAACACUCACAGAAAUAUUCAGUUACUCAACAAGCAGUAUGCAAAACAUGUCCUCCCGAGUUUUUCCGAUAAAACAGAACAGGAAAACGAGAUUCAACGCCUAACCAUUGAUAUAACGAGUGACUUCCAAAGAUGCCAACGAACUUUACAAAAUACAAAACGCCAGACUAAUAACCUUAAAGGCUCAGAAGCCUUGGUUGCUCAAAAUCUCCUGGCAAAUUUGGCAGGGCGUAUUCAAACCGAAAGUGCACAAUUUCGGAAAAAACAAUCAAACUAUUUAAAAAAAUUACGAGGUUUGAAUUCUGAUUUUUCCUCUUCGGAUGCGAAACUAGAGGACACUGUUUCCGACGUUGCAAUAUCGCAGUCGACAAUUCAGCAGGCUGCUCUUAUGGAAGAGGAAGGCGAAGACGAGCGGGCUGUCCAGCAUGAACGGGCUGUUGCAAAAAUCGCCGAAGGUAUCCUGGAGUUAGCUCAGAUGUUUCAAGAUUUGCAGGGAUUGGUAAUUGAGCAAGGGGCUCUGGUGGAUCGCGUCGACUAUAACGUUGAGCAAACCCAAGUUCAUGCAAAAUCUGCCGAAAAAGAGUUAACAAAAGCUGAAGGCCACCAAAGAAAUACGGGACGGCUACGUUUCAUGUGUUUUCUAAUUUUACUUAUAGUUGCUUUAAUUAUCAUAUUAAUUGGCAAACUUGCACGAUAA
Molecule: messenger RNA, 906 nt
Organism: Schizosaccharomyces osmophilus
Lineage: Eukaryota; Fungi; Ascomycota; Schizosaccharomycetes; Schizosaccharomycetales; Schizosaccharomycetaceae
Gene: tlg2
Product: SNARE Tlg2
Exons: 2
Coding region: 1-906 (301 amino acids)
Biological process (GO): vesicle fusion; intracellular protein transport; vesicle-mediated transport
Cellular component (GO): membrane; endomembrane system; SNARE complex
Molecular function (GO): SNARE binding; SNAP receptor activity
Source: RefSeq, a predicted model, not a curated record